GUAAGGAGUUGCCGGAGUUCGCGGGGUUUCCGAUUUGGGGAGUGUGUUGAUCUGGUGAUCUGUGUGUAUUACUUCAAAAGCUUAAUGUGGUUGAACCACGCCAAUAGAAAUGACGAUAUGCCUCAUAUUUAUUUGCUUCAUCUUGAAAGUUGGAAAAAGGUUGUGGGGAAGGAGGUCAACAUUAGGCACGAUCAGGGAGACUAGCGACGUCGCUAGCCUGCGACUAACCCGAAGUGGGCCAGAGCUUCCGUGCCUUUGUGAUACUUGUAUCAUGACUCCUACGUAUAUCCAUGGAUAUCCAUGGAUGUUCAUCUGUUGGACCAAAUGCUAUGGAGAAAUAACUUGAUUUGCAACUUCACGGGGGCAAAAGACCGGAUUGGACACAUAUUCUUUGGCAGACUGUAUUUGAAUGAACUGGCAGUUGCAGAUGAUCCUAAUGUGAAUUUAGCAAAG
Molecule: messenger RNA, 453 nt
Organism: Aspergillus steynii IBT 23096
Lineage: Eukaryota; Fungi; Ascomycota; Eurotiomycetes; Eurotiales; Aspergillaceae
Exons: 1
Coding region: 110-346 (78 amino acids)
Source: RefSeq, a predicted model, not a curated record